Numida meleagris (helmeted guineafowl) is the source of this 641-nucleotide messenger RNA. RefSeq names its product guanine nucleotide-binding protein-like 3-like protein. NCBI's taxonomy places the organism in Eukaryota, Metazoa, Chordata, Aves, Galliformes, Numididae. Gene Ontology annotation, cellular component: nucleolus. The record is from RefSeq and is a predicted model, not a curated record.
ACCUGGUGCCGCGGGACGUGGUGGCCGCGUGGCUGAAGUAUCUCCGCGCCGAGUUCCCCACCGUGGCCUUCAAGGCGUCCACGCAGCAGCAGAGCCGCAACCUGAAGCAGAGCCGGGUCCCGGUGACAGCAGCCCCGGAGGAGGUGUUGGCCGGCAGUGGUUGUGUGGGAGCCGACUGUUUGCUGCGGGUGUUGGCCAACUACAGCCGCUCACAGGAGGUGAAGACGGCCAUCACUGUGGGCGUCGUGGGGUACCCUAAUGUGGGUAAGAGCAGCCUCAUCAACAGCCUCAAGCGGAGCCGGGUGUGCGUGGUCGGGGCAGUGCCAGGGGUCACCAGAUGCCUGCAGACGGUGCAGCUGGACCGCCACAUCCAGCUCUUGGAUUGCCCCGGCGUCGUCAUGGAGACGGGAGCCCCCACCGCCGCUGCCCCACUCCGGGGGGCUCUGGCCCCACAGCGCCUGCGGGACCCCCUGGGCCCUGCUGCUGCCAUCCUGCGGCGCUGCCCCCCCGAGCAGAAAAAAUCGCCACCAAGCUCUCGGAGACGAUGAUGGCAGCCAUGCAGUUCUGAGGACAGAGAUUUAUUAUUUUUGUAUGAAAUGGUUAAAAAGCAGCUUCGGCAAUAAAAAUACACGUGGAGUCGG